Molecule: messenger RNA, 543 nt
Organism: Coffea arabica (coffee)
Lineage: Eukaryota; Viridiplantae; Streptophyta; Magnoliopsida; Gentianales; Rubiaceae
Biological process (GO): shoot system development; root development
Source: RefSeq, a predicted model, not a curated record
AUGAAGGAAAUGGUGCAGGAACUUGAGUCAUCUCUACGGUGGAAAAGAUGUGGAAAUUUGACCAAUGAUGUCAGCUCAUAUAUAAUCUCCAAAAAGCACUUGAAUAAGAUGACCAGCAAUUGCUACAAAGAGUUGAAAAAUGCAGACAAGAAAUCCAACUUGGUAGUGUUAAAUAGAGAUUCUGAAGAUGUCCCUUUGGUUAUCUUGAUCAAAGAGGUUCAACUUGUUAGCCUUCCCGUAAUGGAGUCCAUUCUAUCUUUCCUAUCUGGAUCAAAGGCAGGGUCAAAACCAAGAGCUUGGUCCUUGGUAUCCAAGUUACUACAGCAUAGGAGAGCACCAUGCAGAGAAGAUACUGAUAUUUCAGUGAUGGAGCAAAUAGAAAUCCAGUUGGAUCUCUUGAACAACAAGAAGUCAAACAAGGAAGUAAUCAGAAAGGUUGAGGAAGUACACUCAAGCAUUGAAGAAUUAACAGAGGUGCUUGAAAUUGUGUUCAGGCUUUUGCUGAAAUCUAGAGUUUCCCUUCUCAACAUUGUCAACCACUAG